AUGUCUAGAAUUGUUUCGACUCCUGAGCCACUUGAAGAACAAAAUCACGUUACAUUUAUUCUUCCAUCUAGAAAAACUUCGGCUCCUUCUAGUCGAACUCCUUCAGUAAUAUCAGUUUCUUCCACAAAUUUCACUUUAAAACAACCGCACUAUCACCCCUUAUAUCAACCGUCAUGGCGUGAACAGUUGGCUGUUGAACUUGACAAUUCGGCAAUUGGCAGUAUUUGGAAGCUAGUGGACGCUUUCAUCAACAUAUUGUUGUGCGCAAUCUACAUUUUAAAUACGGUACACCUGAACGAGGGAUUGCCAAUGUUCAACGUGUGUUUUGAAGCCGUAACUGCCAUCUUGUUACUCAUGGAGUACAUUCCGAAAUUUUACAUAUACGAAUUUGAAACGUGGGCUUCCCUAUUCACGAAGGCUUUUCCGAUCCUCACGGCCUUAACCGUUUAUCCUGU
Messenger RNA from Acaulospora colombiana, 455 nucleotides. The record is from the annotation of a GenBank genome assembly. Lineage: Eukaryota; Fungi; Glomeromycota; Glomeromycetes; Diversisporales; Acaulosporaceae.